This is a messenger RNA of Papaver somniferum (opium poppy), 942 nucleotides long. RefSeq lists its product as uncharacterized. Lineage: Eukaryota; Viridiplantae; Streptophyta; Magnoliopsida; Ranunculales; Papaveraceae. The record is from RefSeq and is a predicted model, not a curated record. Bases 63 to 821 code for a protein of 252 amino acids. The transcript is spliced from 2 exons.
AAACCAAGCAAGCAAAUUUUGAUAUGAUAUGUCCCUCUCAAUGGGUGCUUCCAAGAUAAUAUAUGUUCCGCAUAGAGAGAGAGAGUGGGAGAUUGGUGGAUCACAAUGGCCUGUGUUUCCAAUUCCAAUUUUUCAUCCCCAGGUGGAAGGAGGAGAAGAAGAAGAAGAUAAACCCAUCAAGCUUCUUUGAUUGGGGCAGAGGGAAGAAGAAAAUUGAAGAGGAGAAAUCAAAAUCCAAAUAUCAUGAAAACAUUGACCUCCCUUUCUCACCAUCUCUUCUAAAGAAAACUUUCUUAAAAGGUAAAGAGUUAAAAUGCUGCUACAUAGCCACCAUUGAUGGAUUCAGUGCAGCUCAAUUCCACAACUGCUGUGAUUUUAAAGGACCUUGCGUGAUAAUUGGCUACACAAAAGACUCCUUCAAGUUUGGUGCAUUCAAUCCUGAAGGUUACAGAAGCACAGAUGAUUACUACGACACUUUUGACGCGUUCCUGUUUUACUGGAAGGAUGAGAAUGAGAAAGAACCAAUUAUCUUACCAAAAGUGGGUGGUAGUGGUGCUGCACUAUUCGACUACGCCAGAGGCGGCCCCCAGUUCGGCGCAGACGGGCUACUUAUCGGACCACCACUAGCACCAGUUAUGGGAGGGUUUGCUGGACCAGAUACAAACUCUGGAAUUGGUGAUCUAAGGCAAGCUAAGUCUAGAUUAGGAUUAUCUUAUGCAAAAAGAGAAGAUGGUAAGGAGUCUUUGUUUGGAGAUGAAUCUAAGACCACAAUCAAAGAAGUUCAAGUGUAUUGUAACCCGAAAAUUGCAAGCUUAUAUUGAAAAGAUCAUAUUGAAAUACAUUUCUAAAAACAUGCAUACUUGUAAACUGACUCAGUUGCCUAAGUUUUAAGCUGUCUCAGUUGCUCGCUUAGAGCUUUCACAGUAGUUUGGGAUUGCACCA